AUGGCUGGCGUGACUCGAGUUAGGCUUUGGGCUCUUGCCUUCGUCGCUCUCCUUGGCCUCCAGGUAGCCUUGGCCACUAGAUCCCUUCUUGGAACUAGCGGAGGAGGUGGCGGCGGUGGAGGAGGUGGUGGCGGAGGUGGUGGAUCUGGUGCCGGUGGGUCUGGAUAUGGCUCCGGCUCCGGAUCUGGAUACGGAGAGGGUGUCGGCGGGGGGAGUGCUGGAGGGUACGGUAGAGGCGGUGGCGGAGGGGGUGGCGGUGGAGAGGGAGGCGGUGCAGGUGCUGGCUCUGGUUCCGGGCAUGGCUACGGCUCCGGCUCCGGAUACGGUGAGGGUGUUGGUGGCGGGAGUGCUGGAGGGUACGGUAAGGGAGGAGGCGGUGGCGGCGGUGGGGGAGAAGGAGGAGGGGCAGGAACUGGCUCUGGUGCCGGGCAUGGCUAUGGCUCCGGAUACGGUGAGGGUGCUGGUGGUGGGAGUGCCGGAGGAUACGGCCGUGGCGGCGGCGGCGGUGGCGGUGGCGGAGAAGGGGGUGGUGAAGGCGCCGGGGCUGCGCACGGGUAUGGGUCUGGGUCUGGUUACGGCAGCGGAGGAGGAAAUGGCCACUACUAG
Messenger RNA from Musa acuminata AAA Group (dessert banana), 606 nucleotides. RefSeq names its product glycine-rich cell wall structural protein 2-like. NCBI's taxonomy places the organism in Eukaryota, Viridiplantae, Streptophyta, Magnoliopsida, Zingiberales, Musaceae. The transcript has a single exon. The record is from RefSeq and is a predicted model, not a curated record. The coding region runs from base 1 to 606 and encodes 201 amino acids.